AUGAACAUGUCAUUUGAUGUAGAUUGGGAUAUAGAUAAAUACCGAGAUGACCACGAAAGUGACGACCAUUGGCAGUUACGCAGAGCAUUUAUGGAAAAAUGGAAGACAGAUUAUCCAGAAGAUCGAUUAGUUUGUCUGGCUAGGCUAUUUAUUAAUGUCGAAAUACUGGGCUGUAGGUACCCUACUGAAGUCAUGCAAGAGAUUGCCAGAUUGUCUCAUGAGGUAGUGCACUCCUAUAGGAAACAAAAGGAAUCAAAGGUGCAAAGAACAUUUGUCUCUGCAUCUGAUGCUGCAGAAGACAGAGCGAAAGGUAUUAAGCGACAAGGGGGAGUAGUCGUUGAAGAUGGGCCAAAAGCUCCAAAAAUUCAGUUUGUAGCUGCCAGUAAUGAUAAUGAAAAAGAUAAAAGCGACAGUGAAUCAGAUUAUGAUAUUACGGAUAAUGAGGAUACAAAUAUAGUUGAAAUUAAUGAAACAAAUACAGUGGAAAAUAAUGAGACUAGUACAAUUGAAAGAAAUGACACAAGUACAAUUGAAAACAACAAAGUUAUGUUAGCAGAAGAAUCAAUCUUGGAACGGAAAGCUGAAUCAAAUAUGUAUAUAGAGGAAAUGUCAAAGAUUAAUUGUUUAGAUGUCAAAUCUUUUAGGGAAUAUAUGUUUAAGUCUAUAUUUGGAAAAAUGGUAUUACUUAUAAGACCAUGGGCGCAGAAAUUGUGGAAUAUUCAAACAAGCUGUCAAGUUUGCAACAUAGAACUAAAUACAACAUAUGAAAGCAGAUGUUUCACACUCACAAUAAAUGGUCAGUUAAUCGCUCAAGGUAUGGGCGAAUCUAAGGUGGAGGCUAGGAGUUUAGCUGAGAAUCUAGCUUGGGAGAGGAUACGAAAUGAAGUCAUAAGUGUGGUAGUAAAAGAACAGUUCAUAGCGCAAAAUGAUACUCGUAUCACUGUCAACGACGUCUCAGGAAAGAAAUUGAGAGAUGAUAUGUUUGGCACCCCGGUGGAGAACAGUGUUGCUAUGAAGAUGAUGCAAAUGAUGGGUUGGAAAGGUGGGGGGCUUGGAGCUGACGCACAGGGAAUAGCUGAACCUAUCAAGCCUAAUUUACAAUUAGUAAACCGCGCGGGCUUGGGAAGCACUUCAUCCGAUAUCAGACAGUUGCGGAAAGCUGCCUACACUCUAAUGGAGCGAUACAUCGCCUCCGACACCCUCGAUCUGGACCUGGUAUUCAGCUCGGAGUUCAGCAAGGAGGAGAGGGCACUACUGCACCAAUGUGCUCAGAGGGUCGGCCUCUCGUCCAGGAGUUACGGGACUGACAAAGAAAGGUUUUUGGUAGUAAAAAAGAAGCUAGACCCGUUCUCACUCGCCCGGGCCGUUAUUGAAAAGGGGGGCACGACGCCAAAAUAUCAAGUAUUCAUCCCAGCAAAACUAGCUUCAAGAAAUGGAUGUAGAUUUUGA
Arctia plantaginis is the source of this 1449-nucleotide messenger RNA. NCBI's taxonomy places the organism in Eukaryota, Metazoa, Arthropoda, Insecta, Lepidoptera, Erebidae. The record is from the annotation of a GenBank genome assembly.